Eurypyga helias (sunbittern) is the source of this 1547-nucleotide messenger RNA. It is a transcript of the gene ALDH8A1, whose product is annotated as aldehyde dehydrogenase 8 family, member A1. Gene Ontology annotation, molecular function: retinal dehydrogenase (NAD+) activity. The record is from RefSeq and is a predicted model, not a curated record. The coding region runs from base 32 to 1498 and encodes 488 amino acids. Lineage: Eukaryota; Metazoa; Chordata; Aves; Eurypygiformes; Eurypygidae. The transcript is spliced from 7 exons. Gene Ontology annotation, biological process: retinoic acid metabolic process.
AGAAAAAAAUCACAGGCGAAGCAAGCGGCUAAUGAUGGCUUACCCAAAGGCUCUCUUAGUGCUGGAGAACUUCAUAGGUGGCAAAUUUGUUCCUUGUUCCUGCUACAUAGACUCCUAUAAUCCGUCCACCGGAGAUGUCUAUUGCAGGGUGCCAGACAGUGGCAAAGAAGAGGUGGAAGCUGCUGUCAGAGCUGCCAAAGAUGCCUUCCCAAUCUGGUCCUCAAAAAGUCCAUUGGAAAGAUCUCAGAUCUUGAACAAAUUGGCAGAUCUGAUUGAACAUGACCUGGAAGCAUUUGCACAAGCAGAGUCAAAGGAUCAGGGGAAGACUAUUACAUUUGCUAGAACCGUGGACAUCCCUCGGGCAGUGUACAACUUCCGAUUCUUUGCCUCUUCCAUCCUUCAUCACACAACAGAGUGCACCGAGAUGGCAACAAUGGGCUGUGUGCAUUACACCUCGAGGACACCUGUGGGAGUUGCUGGUUUAAUCAGUCCCUGGAAUUUGCCACUGUAUUUGUUGACCUGGAAAAUAGCUCCUGCCAUUGCAUGUGGAAAUACUGUGGUUGCCAAGCCAAGUGAGAUGACAUCUGUCACAGCUUGGAUGAUGUGCAAACUCUUGGAGAAAGCAGGAGUACCCCAUGGGGUGGUGAACGUGGUGUUUGGAACGGGCGCCAAGGCAGGAGAAGCCCUCGUCAGCCAUCCCGACGUGCCCCUGAUCUCCUUCACAGGAAGCACGCUGACGGCCCAGCGGAUCACAGAGAAAAGUGCUCCAUACUGCAAACGGCUUUCACUGGAACUGGGAGGCAAAAACCCCGCCAUCAUCUUUGAUGAUGCCGACUUGGCCCAGUGCAUCCCCACGACCCUGCGAUCCAGCUUUGCCAACCAGGGUGAGAUCUGUCUCUGCACCUCGAGGAUCUUCGUUCAGAGGGGCAUAUACAGUGAGUUCUUGAAGAGCUUUGUGACAGAGGCUAAGAAGUGGAAGGUUGGGAACCCAUCAGAUCCUACAGUCAAUGUGGGAGCAUUAAUAAGUAAAGAGCAUCUGGAAAAGGUAAGGAGCUAUGUGAAGAAAGCCCAAGGUGAAGGAGCCAAAGUCCUCUGUGGAGAGGGAGUGGAUUCCUUGGCUCUCCCAACUGGCAACCAGAAAGGCUAUUUCAUGUUGCCCACAGUUAUUGCUGAAGUCAAAGAUGAAUCCUGUUGCAUGCAAGAAGAGAUCUUUGGUCCUGUGACAUGUGUGGUAGCAUUUGAUACUGAAGAAGAAGUGAUUGAAAGAGCCAACAGUGUGAAAUACGGCUUGUCAGCCACUGUGUGGUCCAGCAACGUGGGACGCGUUCAUCGGGUGGCACAAAGACUGCAGGCUGGAUUGGUGUGGACCAACUGCUGGCUUGUUAGAGAUCUGAACUUGCCAUUUGGUGGGAUGAAAGCCUCAGGCAUUGGAAGGGAGGGAGCAAAGGAUUCCUACGAGUUCUUCACUGAGGUCAAAACCAUCACAAUAAAGCACUGAUACAUGUCAGCGGAAGUAUUUUAGGAUAACAUAAAUGACAGUAAUUUGU